Messenger RNA from Paramacrobiotus metropolitanus, 663 nucleotides. RefSeq names its product kelch repeat and BTB domain-containing protein 12-like. Gene Ontology annotation, molecular function: protein binding. The record is from RefSeq and is a predicted model, not a curated record. The transcript has 3 exons. Lineage: Eukaryota; Metazoa; Tardigrada; Eutardigrada; Parachela; Macrobiotidae. Bases 1 to 663 code for a protein of 220 amino acids.
AUGACACUACAGAAGCUCCCGCAGCAGAAUGCUGCGGGGCUAAAUGACCAGCAAGCGAACAUCCGCGAACUAGAGAAUCUUUUCGACAACGAGGAGCAGGAGAGUUCUACACGUAUAGCGGCACCUAUCGCGGACUUUCGUCGUGAACUGCAGAAUCUGCGUGCCAGGAGAUAUCUGUGCGAUGUGCUACUGAAAGGUACAGAAGAUGGCUCCUUUGGAAUUCCUUGUCACCGCAGUAUUCUCAGCGCCCACAGCGAAUACUUCCGCACCAUGUUCCUGUCGGGAAUGAAGGAAGCCAGGCAGGAAGUCAUACAACUGCACAACAUCUCCCGUGAUAUCCUCUCCAAGUUGGUUGAAUACUGCUACAUGGCGGACAUCCCCAUCAACGGAAGUAACGUGCAGCCUAUGUUCAUUGCUGCGAAAUUUUUGAACAUGACCCCCGUCGUGGAUGCCUGCUGGGAAUAUAUGGAGGAUCACAUAGACGUUCGAACCUGUUUGACGCUGUACUGUUUCGCCGAUUCCGUUGCCCAUAAGAAUUCUGCAUUAGCGGUCAAGGCGAAGUCGUUAGCCCUAAAACAUUUUGUGGCCCUCUCACAAGGAGCGGAAUUUCUGGAAAUGCCGAAAUAUACGGUACAGUGCAUACUUCAUAUUGACUGUUUGUGA